UUUAUGCAUAUACCAAAACAAGCCUAUAUUUGCUGCUGUAUUGAACAAGUGAAUAACAAGAAAUAUAAACAAACACUUCUGCUACUGAAGCAAUAUAGCAGCUCGUUCAGUAAAAAUACUACUGUUGCUUCUUAAGUUACUACAAUCCAUUUCAGACUUACUAUCCGUGAAGUCUGAACGAGCAAGUAGAUGUUGCCUGUAAGUAGCCUGAGCGAUUAAAUUUUCCUUUAUGGUGUUGAACCCAUCUUCGAUAUGAAAAGACAGUCCUAACCACUAGUAGAACAGGAUUAGAAAAAAAUCGUUCUUCAUAUUAUAUAAUUCUUUCAAUAUGCAAUUCAAGAAUUCAUAUCUCAACAAUUAUCUCACUUGUGCUAUGCCAAACCUCUAAGUCUGUUUCAACAUUUGAAGUUUAAUUUUGGAGAGUCAACACCAGAAAACUGCACAAUUGUUGCAGUCCCUAGUUUAUAGACAGUUAAUGAUAACAAUGGAUGUCCGAAAUUUGAAUGAGUUCCAUAGUAGUCUAGGCUAAUAAUGGGCCUUUUAAAUUUUUCAGUUUAUGAGACUAAACAUUUAAAAUGUGAAAUCAAGUUUUUCAAGUGAGCUACAGUUCUAUUUAGAAGGACAAACUUUGCCUUUGUUAUAACAUCAGCAAGACUUUGGGAUAAGACAAGGGGUAAAAGACAACAUACUAGCAAAUCCAGAAGCACAAACCAAAGAUUAAUCCUCUAAUUUAAAUAAAAUUGUUAGCUGCUUAACUGUGAAGCCACGCUUUACUUAGCAUAAGCACAAAGUAGCAGUCUGAGUAAGUAAAUUUUCAUCCUAUAAAAAGCAAUGAUCUAAUGCUCUCUAAAGCAGAACAGCUUUAUAGUUUUUCCUAAAGAAGUCAUUUCAAAAUUUAGCAAAAUCAGCAAGGAAUGGAACUCCAAUCUAAUAGAUCACUUGCAUUAUUUUCUAUAGUAAUUCUAAUAUUAGCAGCUUCUUGUGAUGCUGGUGGAAUUGCUAUUUACUGGGGUCAGAAUGGAGGUGAAGGAACUCUGGCGGAAACCUGUGCCACAAAGAACUAUGACUUUGUGAAUAUAGCUUUUUUGCCAACCUUUGGAAAUGGUCAACAACCAAUGAUAGAUCUAUCUGGUCAUUGUAAUCCAAAUGUUGGCGAGUGUACCAAAUUAAGCACAGAUAUAAAAUCCUGCCAAGCCAAAGGAAUUAAAGUGAUUCUGUCGAUUGGAGGCGGUGCUGGGAGCUACUAUCUUGCUUCAGCUGAUGAUGCUAGGGAAGUUGCCACUUAUCUUUGGAACAACUUCUUGGGGGGACAAUCAACAACACGUCCACUUGGUGAUGCUGUUUUAGAUGGAAUAGACUUUGAUAUUGAAGGAGGAACCAAUCUCUACUGGGAUGUUCUUGCCAAGUCUCUUUCUGCGUAUAGCAGUAUGGGCAAGAAAGUUUACUUAACAGCAGCCCCUCAGUGUCCAUUCCCUGAUGCUUGGAUUGGAAAUGCCUUAAAAACAGGCCUUUUCGACUAUGUUUGGGUUCAAUUCUACAACAACCCUCCAUGUCAAUACAGUUCUAGUGAUAUUAGCAAUCUUGAAGCUGCAUGGGAACAGUGGACUGCAGAUAUCCCUGCCAAAAAGAUUUUUCUUGGCUUGCCAGCUGCUCCUGCAGCUGCUGGCAGUGGAUUCAUCCCUGCUGAUGACCUCACUUCUCAAGUUCUUCCAUCAAUAAAAAACUCUUCCAAGUAUGGUGGUGUAAUGUUGUGGUCAAAAUAUUAUGACGAUCAGACCAAUUAUAGUUCUUCAAUCAAGAGUGAUGUGUGAAGUUUUGAGCUAUACCUCAGCCCUUAUUUGUGAUGAAGUUUGUUGUGUUAAUAUACAUACAAGUAUGUAAUAUGAUAGCCACUUGUCUCCUGUGUAAUUAUGCUUCAAUUUAUGUAUCUAAAGGAAAUUACAUUGCCACUUCAAGA
Messenger RNA from Solanum lycopersicum (tomato), 1957 nucleotides. RefSeq names its product acidic endochitinase-like. Gene Ontology annotation, molecular function: chitinase activity. Gene Ontology annotation, cellular component: extracellular region. NCBI's taxonomy places the organism in Eukaryota, Viridiplantae, Streptophyta, Magnoliopsida, Solanales, Solanaceae. The record is from RefSeq and is a predicted model, not a curated record. Gene Ontology annotation, biological process: carbohydrate metabolic process.